Molecule: messenger RNA, 4421 nt
Organism: Xyrichtys novacula (pearly razorfish)
Lineage: Eukaryota; Metazoa; Chordata; Actinopteri; Labriformes; Labridae
Source: the annotation of a GenBank genome assembly
UUGGGUGAACUCGUGUCACGUGACCGUCCUUCGACAGGAGUUUCCACGACAGCUGAGUAACAGCUAAAUGCGUCUUUUCACCUGUAACAUUGAUCCUCUCCAAUUCCGGCGGGUCGUAGUUUCUUAAAAUGGGAGACAAGAAGAGCCCCACAAGGUAGGGUGUCGCUCAUUUCCCUCAAUUUCGACUCUAUCGGCCGGUUUGAAAACAGAAACCUUGGUCAAUGGAUGGAGCCUCUGAACUGUUCAUGGCGGCUGGCUGCUGCUUUAAUAUGGGGCAACUGUCUGUGUUCACUGAGAGCUCCUUUUUCCUUCGACUCCUCAGCCUUAAACAUCCUCUGACUCGGCUCCUUCCCCGCUCUGCUAGUUUUUCACCUCGCAUGCUUUCUGUGAAACCUCCGUGCUCCUUUAAACGGCGCCGCUUUAACUGUGUUUUUGUUUUGUUUUUGUCUUAAAGGCCAAAGCGGCAGUUGAAGCCCUCCUCCGACGACGGCUUCUGGGACUGUAGCGUGUGCACGUUCAGGAACAGCGCGGAGGCGUUCAAGUGUCUGAUGUGUGAUGUCAGAAAAGGGACGUCAACGAGGUAAUGAGCUCUUUAUGGUCCAAACAGGAACUAUUGCAGAGUGGAGUGACUGAUAAAAAUGACACGAGGUUGUAGGUUGAUGAGGUACACCCAUUUAUUACAACAGCCGUGCGAUAAAUCACCUCUCUAUGAAGACUGACUCUAAUGAUUUUAUGUUAGUUUUCAAGUUACUGAAAGAGCCCAGGGAGAGCCAACCUUCUCACUCAAACCGAGUAGUUUGACUCACCUUUAAGUGGAAAUUCUGAUUCCACCUUGUUAAAUGUCAGUGUGAAAUUUCCUUUGACUCCUUUAUGACACUAAAUUUGACUGCAGAGUCAUAACCUAUGAAAGACUACUUCCCGAACGUGACAUUUAUCACCUUUAAUUCUUGAGAUGUUGUUUUAACCAAACGUUUGAUUUGCUGAUUAUUUGAGAUUAAAGGGGAGAGUGGGGUAAGAUGAGUCAUUUUUCAUAUUUCAGAUCACUACAUCAAGACAAUCAAAGUUUUGUCUCUAACUAUUGUAUCUGCACACUAACUGUAAACUAACAGAAUGAGUGUAAACAUAACUGACUUGAUAAUAUAGCAUGCCAAACAAAAAGUGGUUUCCUAUGGUCAACUUACCCCGUAUAUGGGUUAAGUUGACCAUAGGAGUGGGGUAAGUUGAGCUGUAUCCCCACAACCCUCUCGCUCUCCACUCCAGCCCUCCCUCACCUUCUCUCUCCCUAAAUAACAGUCACUUCUUCACAUUCACGUGUAUUUUUAUCUAUUAUACCCUAUUCAUUGGUACAAUAAUUAUUGUUAUUAUUAUUGAAUAUAACCGCUAAAAAUCUGUUUUGUAAAAAGUCACUUUAACAUGAGAAUGCCUUUAAGUGAUUCAGAACAUUCACAGCUGUAUUCUUAAAAAGAAACAGUAACACAUUUCAACAAUCUGAACUGAAACUCUGAUCCUCUCAUCAGACUCCUUUACUUUCUCAGUUGAUCCACUGGUUCAACUUACCCCUGAACUACUAUGAUGACUUUAUUAGUCCUCUAAACUAAAAUGGUGGACUUUUAUGCUAGGUUUUUUUCCUGAUGUGUAGCUCAUAGAUACCACAAUUGAUGGAUAAAACAAAUUUAAAAUGAUCUUUUUUGGUCUGAACACAAUUCUAGUAAAACUUAUGACAGACUAAAUUCACUUUCAAGAGUGAACAAUGUUUUUUUUUGGAAAUAGAUGUCUAACCCCUUCACCCAUGUGCUUCUAACCUUCACAGACUCCAUGAAUUGAUGCCCAUCUCCUAAAUAUUUGGUCACAUGAUCAAUUUAUUUUACCAUUUCCAAGCAACAGGGGGUGGCUUAACUUACCCUUUGACUCAACUUACCCCACUCUCCCCUUUUAGCUUUCAUUUUCAGCACUGGUGGUCAAAAAAUAGGUGUUGAUGUAUCUUCAGAGUUAGUUUUGCUCAUCCUUGAUAGAAGCCUUAAAUAAAGAGUUUCACUUGGGUUUAAAGUGUAGAGUAACAUUCUCAAUGUUUACUGGAUAAAUAAAAACCAAAAGGGAAAGGCAGCACUAUCUUUGUUGUCAUUUGAGCACAUCAAAACACCUUCUACAACCAACAGUCUCCAUAAUGACCACAGGUUUGAAACAACACAUCUGGGUAUUUCUUUAAAGAAAUAAGAGUUAAAGUAAAAUAGGUAAGAAAAGUUAACUCAUGGCUAGAAAACUUAAAUGUGAUUGGUCUCUGGAGGCAUAUUCCUCAAAGGAUCAAUGAAGGUCUUUUCAGCUGAAGUCACCAAAAGACCUUUCACAGACCCGAGAUCUGCAGAGGAAUACAAAUGUCAUUGAAGACUUUUAUCUCUGACAAAAUCUUAAAGUAAGUCAGCCGGAAACUUUCCCCUGAUGCUUCUGAAGAAAGUCAAACUUGAAAAAACUUCUUCAUGCAAACAAGUACGAUUUGAUUUCUACUUUUAAGAUGCAGGCGGUAGAGUUAAACAACCUCUGUUUUCUAGUUCAUGAAAAAAGGAGCAGAUGGUUACGGCCUGGUGAAAUCACAAAAGCUGUCAAAAAAACAUUAAAUAUGGAGGAAAGUUUAGACAGGCUCUAUAUGAACAGUGCGCUGACAUAGCUCUUGCUGUCAUCUACCGCUCUCAGUACAAAUUUGACUGGACUCAUACAAUACUAGGGGUGGCAAAAUGUGGUGCCAGUGAGUAACAUGGUUGAAAGGAUAGCUUCAUACAUUUUAGGUCUGUCAUAAGAAGUUGUGGGUUGACCUUGUGAACAUUACAGUAUGUUUAUUUUCUGUAGCAAUGUCCUCUUUUCAUAUUGGCCAUGAAGGGGUAUACACUUUGCCAAAAAAAACCCCACCAUCUUUAAAAUCUACAAGUCUUUUUUUAGAUAACAUAAUAUCUAUAACUUUAGAUGUUGUUAUCUACAUCUGCACCUCAUAUUAACUCAGGAGUUUAUUUUAUACCAGUAGAAUUGGAUGUUUCUCUCCUCUCUAACAUCACAAUUGUGUUUAAAAUGGAAAAAUGUACAAUUUAAAUUGUCUUUAGACAUAUAAGAGCAGUUUACCAUUCUCCUUUGGUUGGUUUUUAAGCUACAUGUUCAUUUGAACUACACUUUUAGUAUUAUAAAUGGGCACCACAACUAAAUAGCUUCUUUGGUCUUCUUCAGAAAACCCCGUCCUGUUUCUCAGCUGGUUGCACAGCAAGUAAAUCAGCAGUUUGCACCUCCAACACAUCCCAAAAAGGAAAAGAAAGACAAAUCUGAGAAAGAUAAGACCGACAAAGAACCAGCACUGAAAAAGAAAAGUCACAAAAGGAUGAGGUAACAAGUCCAUCUUUUCUCAGGAAUAUCUUCUCAUAUUCUCAUAAUUUGUUGGACUUUGCCAACACUGACUUAUAUUCUUGUUUUGCUUGCUUGUCUCUCCUCCAGGCCCCGGCUAAAAAACAUAGACCGGAGCAGCGCCCAGCACCUAGAGGUCACAGUCGGAGACUUGACCGUAAUAAUCACAGACUUUAAAGAAAAAGCCAAACCCAUGUCCACUUCAGCAAGCGCUGCCUCAGCAGACCAACACAGUCAAAGCGGCUCAAGCUCUGAUAACACUGAACGAGGGGUGUCCAGAUGCUCUUCACCUCAUGGGGAAGGCUCGUCGUCCAUUAAUGGAGAGAGUCAUUAAUCUUGACACUCCCGGUCAGCACAACCCAUCAUUCUCCAGCACUCUCGACCAGAGAUUAAACUUCAACAUGCACGUUUUUUUUUUUUGUUUGUUUGUUUUUGUUUUUUAAACAGUACUAUAAAUGCCAAUAAGAUAGCAGUCAUUUCUCUUUGGGGUUGUACUUUUCACCGCUACUCAUGAUGUGAAAGAAUUCAAGAGUCAGGACAUUUGCUGUACGCUCAAUUCAAAGGACUGUUACAAAAAGAUCUAACAAGCUGGAAUGAAAAGACGAAUUGUAGCAUCAAGUCUCAGAUGUCGGUGGAACUGUGCCACAUGCUGUGGUGAGAUAUGUUUCAACAACUCAGUAUUAUGGUAGCAUCACACCCAUUUGAUGGUUGCUGCACAGAAAAUAAUGAAAGAAAGUAAACAUGAAGAAGGCAACUCACAAUUUUAGUUUAUCUUCGAAUUGUGUUAUCAUUUUUUUGCACUUAAUGGCAUCCUGUGUUCAUGAAAAGACUUGUAGCAUUAUUUCCACUUCCAGUAAUUCAUCACACUGUUGGCUUUUCCCAGGUCUCUUUGUAUGCCAUUGGGUACCGAUCAUUGUUUUACUCUUUAACAUAUGAAUAAUGAUAUGCUUCUCCUUCACUUGGUAGAGUUGAGCAUGAUUCAAUCUAUAGAAUGGUUUAUAUUGUCAAAUAAUGUUAAAUAAAAUAAGUUGUAGACACUU